This is a messenger RNA of Penicillium canescens, 1569 nucleotides long. RefSeq names its product glutathione synthetase. Lineage: Eukaryota; Fungi; Ascomycota; Eurotiomycetes; Eurotiales; Aspergillaceae. Gene Ontology annotation, cellular component: cytosol. The transcript has a single exon. Gene Ontology annotation, molecular function: ATP binding; glutathione binding; glutathione synthase activity. The record is from RefSeq and is a predicted model, not a curated record. The coding region runs from base 1 to 1569 and encodes 522 amino acids. Gene Ontology annotation, biological process: glutathione biosynthetic process.
AUGGCCUCUCGAAGCAUCAACGCAAGUUAUUUCGAGCCGAGCGAAGAUCAGAUGAUCAACCUACUCGAACAAAUAAAAGACUGGCAAAUAAACCAUGGGUUUCUCCUGAAACUGAUGCCAUCAGAAGAGGAGCACAGCGUACUGUCAUACCCAGUAGGCGUCAGUGUAUUUCCAACACCGUUUCCACGAACACAGUUCAACCGUGCAAUCGAUCUGCAAAAAAUAUACAACGAGCUCUACUGUGCCAUCGCCGAAAACGAGAAUUGGCUCUACAGCGUCACGAAAGACCUCAUCCCCGUUGAGCCACUUGCGUGUGCAUUGUGGGGGAUUUACGAAGAGACCAAAAAGGCAGGGAUCGUCCAGAACAUCUCAGCUGGGAUCUUUCGCUCUGAUUAUAUGCUUCAUCUCAAUGAUAAUGAUGAAAGUGUAUCAGUAUAUCCCCGGUCUAUCUUUGAAACUAGUCUGAAGCAAGUCGAGUUCAAUGCCUUUUCAUGUGCGGGUGGUAGUCAUGCGAACAGAGUCGCUGAUAUGCAUCGCUACCUGACUCGCAUUGGGGAAUAUGAUCUUGGUCAAGAGCAGCGUGGAAAAGAGAAGAUUAACAUUAAGUCUUUGCCACCGAACAAUAACAUUGAAGGCAUUGCGUCUUGUCUGGCAUCAGCUCAUGCUGUCUAUGGUUCACCCAAGUCCCGAUCAGUACAACAAACCGCCGUUCUGUUCAUCGUGCAACCUAAGAAUUUCAACAUUGCAGACGAAAGGCCGAUAGAAUAUGCCCUAUGGGAUCGAGACGAGCCGGUACCUGCAUAUAGACUCAACUGGGGAGACAUCCUCCGAGACACGUCGCUUACGGAUAGUCGUCAGUUAUUGUUUCAUCCUCCAUGGAUGAAAUCAAAGUCACCUGUGGAAAUUUCGGUUGUUUAUAUGAGGGCCGGCUACGAGACGCACGAGUACGAUGUUAGAGGCUUCCAAGCACGUCUACAACUUGAAAAGUCGACUGCUAUCAAGUGUCCCUCUAUUCUCUCGCAUAUAUCUACAUUCAAGAAGGUGCAACAAGCACUAACUGCACCUGGUGCUCUUGAGCGCUUUUUGUCUGCUGAAAAGGCAGCUGCGGUUAGGGCGACCUUCGUUCCUGUCUAUCCUCUCGAUGAAUCUCCUGCUGGAUUGCAUGCUCGGAAAUUGGCUACUGACCCAAAGGAAUCGGCACGUUUCAUUCUGAAGCCAUCCUUGGAGGGCGGCGGACAUAAUAUCUACGGUGAUGAAAUUCCCGACUUUUUAUCAUCUGUUUCUCACUCUCGAUGGUCGUCAUAUAUUCUGAUGGAACGCAUCAUGCCGCCAGUUUUGCAGAAUGUGCUCAUGGGACCAGCUGGUGUUUACGAAGGAGAGGUGGUGUCAGAGCUCGGUAUCUUCGGUUCUGCUCUAUGGCAAAAAUGCACUGGUUCCGAGCGUCGUUGCGAGGUCCUCGAGAAUUCGACAGCCGGGUGGUCCUUCAAGACCAAGUACUCCGAAAUUGAUGAAAUGAGCGUAGUAAAAGGAUACGGGUGCUUUGACACGCCUCGAUUAAUGGAGCAUUAA